Molecule: messenger RNA, 541 nt
Organism: Asparagus officinalis (garden asparagus)
Lineage: Eukaryota; Viridiplantae; Streptophyta; Magnoliopsida; Asparagales; Asparagaceae
Product: 4-coumarate--CoA ligase-like 7
Molecular function (GO): CoA-ligase activity
Source: RefSeq, a predicted model, not a curated record
AUGGCAGAACCAUUCACCUGCACUCCUGCUGUCGUCGAUCCCUCGACCGGCUUCUCCGCUGAGACCCAGACCUUCCACACCCUGCCACCCGUCCCUCUCCCACCCUCCACCCUCCCCCUCUCCUUCCCCUCCUUCGCCCUCUCGCUCUCCCCUCCCCUCCCUCCUCUCCCCGCCCUCAUCGACGCCUCCACUGCCUCUUCCCUCUCCUCCGACUUCAUAUCUCAACUCCAUUCCCUCUCAUACUCCCUCAAAACCCAGCUCAACCUCUCAAAAGGCGACGUCGCCUUCACCCUCUCCCCCUCUCGCCUCGACAUCCCCAUCCUCUACUUCUCCCUCCUCUCCCUCGGCGUCGUCGUCUCCCCCGCCAACCUCUCCUCCCCCUCUGAAGUCUCGCGCCUCAUCGAUCUCGUGAAGCCCUCCAUCAUCUUCGCCACCUCCGCCACCUGCAAGCUCCCUCCUAAUUCCAAUAUCAAAUCUAUCUUUCUCGAUUCCAUCGACUUUCAGUCCAUGCUGACCAACAAAUUAUUUUAACCAAUCACCA